UCUCCCUCCCUCCCGUAGACAUUCGCGAAUACGCACGGACACGCGGCUGGUUCUCUCUUUCUCUCUCGUUCCCUCUCUUGGCAUCUCGCGAGCACCGGCGCACGCGGCACACUCUGUCCGCUUCUCGUUACCCGAAUCGGCCCAGUCGUGCCAGUGCGCCACGGUACCCGCAGUCUGGGGUUCCCGUCCAUAGCCAUACAUUCAGUCGAAGCAGUCGAAGCAGUCGAAGGAAAGAGCGAAGUAGCGAACCGACCGAUCGUCCGGACGUUCUUGCUUGGCGUGCCGGCCUCGUACGUACAUACGUACACGCGCGACGUAACGAGACACGUAUAAAGAGGAAGAAAGAGAGAGAGAGAGAAAGAGAGAGAGAGAGAGAGAGAGAGAGAGAGAAGGUUCGUUUCUCCUUGCUUGCUUCGCCGGCCUCCUGGUCGGCCUGAGUCGAGCCGAGCCGAGCAUGCCGAGGCGGGGCUCGCUCUAAGGUUCAAGCCACGCUGUAUUUUAGACAGUGAAAAACAUCCGUAACGUUCUCGAUUCAGCAUAUUGUUCUGGAACGACGAGCGCCCCUUCCGUCGCGUUGUACGAGGAAUCGCCUGGCUCGUCUUUGCCUGGCUACCUGCUGCCUACUUGGACCCGCCUGUGCGUAGCGUAACCGUAGCGGCAGAUCGAAUCGCGCAGAAAAUGGACACCGUACUCUAGCAGCAGCAGCAGCAGCAGCAAUACGAACACGCUCGUAGAAAACGAGCGACCUCGAAAGAAAAAGAGCGACGUAUGCCAGGGCAGAGUAAGAGGGAGAAAUCGCGCAAAGUACGGCGAGAGUAUGUAAAGCCGCAACGAUUACAGCCACGUCGAGGGAACGGAGGGAAAGGACACAAUCACAUUACCAGGAUGCCUCGGGUAAGGAGACAAGUGAUCCUGGAGGAUCCAGCCAGGCCAGUUACUCCAGACAUGGUAGAAACAAAGUUGCUAAAGUCUGAGUUUCUGGAUGAUGGUUCGUUGGAUGAAAUUCAACCUCCAAAAGUGGCAGAAGAAACACCAAGCCCUCAUUUACAGGAUCACCAAUAUGGACAAACACCUUGUUACCAAAUAACGAGAAAACCCACACAACCACCACCAAGAGCUGAGAUAUCAGUUCAAGCGGUAAAAAGAAGACUGAAUUUAGAGGUAGGGACAACUGGUCCCAGCCAGUCUGCCUUCAAAACACCCAGAGGUAAACGUAGAAGAUCCGGCUCGAAUUCUUUAGCUGGUCAUACACCCACCAAAAGUAAAACUGUAGAAAGGACACGGUAUGACACAUCUUUGAGUUUGCUCACAAAAAAGUUUAUUCACUUAGUUGAAAGCAGUCAGGAUGGUGUGGUGGACUUAAACGUAGCGUCAGAAAAGUUGGAGGUACAAAAACGUCGUAUAUACGAUAUUACUAAUGUUUUAGAGGGCAUUGGUAUUUUAGAGAAGAAAAGUAAAAACAAUAUUCAAUGGAAAGGCGGUCAGUUACCGAACAAUCGGAACGAUAUCGCUAAUCUCAGAUGGGAGGUCGCAGAUUUGGAAGCUAAGGAGAACACUCUGGAUCGAUUGAUUCACGGUGCUGAUAAGAAUCUUCGCGAGCUCUGCGCGGAUAGACAAUACGCUUAUGUGACGUAUCAUGAUUUACGUUCAGUCUCAAUGUACAAAGACCAAGUUAUUAUGGCUGUGAAAGCCCCGCCGGAAGCUACCCUCCAUGUCCCACAACCGAUCAAUAACUUUGGUCAACAAAAGCUUCAAAUGCACAUGAGAUCGGAACACGGCGAGAUAGAUGUGUUUCUGUGUCCUGAAGAUUCCACAGUCAAAACAUCCUAUCCUGGGUAUGCGACAACGCAAUCUGUGCCUCAAUCAAAAGAAUCCGAUAUACCUUGUUUGCCUCCUGAAUUGUUGGCUAAUCGAGAAAGCGACAUGCGAAUCGAGCCAGUACCUUCCGAUGAGAGUUUCAUAAAUACUCGUCUGUGUACCCCUGUAACUACAGUUACCAGUAUAACAAGCAUGAAGGACGCGUUCUUAUGCGAAUCCGAUGAUUAUGGACCAAUGGGCGGUGGCAAAUUCCAACUCCAAACAGAGGACCAAAUCAGCUCAGAUCUGAGUAUUCUCGAUUUUGGAGAACAACUACUGACUUUGGAACCACCUCUCUCCGAAAACGACUACUCGUUCUCGUUAGGCACCGAGGAAGGUCUUUCGGAUCUCUUCGAUUUUAAAUUCUAGAAAUAUCAUCGCUUAUUGCACGGGCGUUCGUGUCUUUUUGAGUUGUUACUCAAACAAAUGAAACUGCUUCGUCAGUUUUACAAUGCGCCUUCGCGUUACAUAAUAAUGAUAGUUGGCAGUUUCGUUCCGCGCGUCGAUCUUCGCGAAAAAUUGCAAACAUACAAAGACAUUUUUAUUUAUUUAUUAUUUCUUCAAGCACACCAUUUUAUAUCUGGAAUUUACUUUCCGUAUUUUUUGUACUUAAAAGUACAAGAAGGCUUAAAAGAAUAGCAACAAAAUAGUCGAGACAUAGGCAAUUUCAUAAAUUGCAUUCUGUUGAAAUCAAAGAUAUAUCACAUGGAAUGCAUUAUAUUUUUCGGUAACAGAAUUUUUUACACCGUCUAUUGUAUGCUCCAUAAAAACCAUAAAGGAAUGUUAUUGUCUGCACUAGAAUAUUUUAAUAUUUUACGUUUUUUUUGUACUCAUUCUGGAAUAUUUCGUGGUUAUACUAUUUUAAUUUCUUAUUGCGGACCAUAAACUCUCAGUGUGAAAGAGCCGAACCGCCGAGGCACAGGAUAAACAUAUCACAAUAUUGUUAAUGUGUGCUUCCGGCUUGAAAUGGUCUGCGUUGAUCACGUUUGCGGAAUGGAUUGCAAAAAUAUUAGACAAAGAGACAGAAAAGAGAUAAAAGAGGAAGAGUGUGUAUAUG
Messenger RNA from Atta colombica, 2914 nucleotides. It is a transcript of the gene E2f1, whose product is annotated as transcription factor E2F2. The record is from RefSeq and is a predicted model, not a curated record. Lineage: Eukaryota; Metazoa; Arthropoda; Insecta; Hymenoptera; Formicidae. The coding region runs from base 769 to 2226 and encodes 485 amino acids. The transcript is spliced from 8 exons. Gene Ontology annotation, biological process: regulation of transcription by RNA polymerase II. Gene Ontology annotation, cellular component: RNA polymerase II transcription regulator complex. Gene Ontology annotation, molecular function: RNA polymerase II cis-regulatory region sequence-specific DNA binding; protein dimerization activity; DNA-binding transcription factor activity, RNA polymerase II-specific.